AUGUCGGAUCUCGGCGGUGGCAGCGCAGCGCGAGCAUCCAACAAUGGCGGAGCGCGAACAGGCGGGCCAGUGCCCGUGUCAGGCGGCGCGCAGAUACGGACACCACAGAUGAUCAUGAGGGAUCGCGAGGCACGAGAGCAGCGGCGGAUGGAGGAGUCGCGGCAGGCGGAGGAAGAGCAGAAACGCCGUCAAGCUGAAGAGAGGCGAACGAGCGCUGAGCGAAGAGCUGCAGCUAUACCUGGUGCUGUGCCGCGGUUCAGUAACACGUCAAGUCAGUACAGCCCUGACGUGUCUGCGCCGCAGGUUCCACGCUUCGACAGCUCUUCUGGCGAUCAGCGGCGGAGCAGCCGCAUAGCUGGGGACGUUGCUGGCGCGAACAUGCUGGGCGAUCCAACGAGUAGGGCCAGUCAAGAUCUACCCAGCAGACCUGCUGCGCAAGACUAUGCUUCAGGUAGAGCCCGAGGGCCUGCACUGUCGCAGCAGGAUCAACCUAGACCGGCACCUGCAACAACUGGCGCAACACGGCGGACACAACCCCAGCAAGCUACGCGGACACAAGCUACCACUGCUGGCGCACAGCCCAGCUCAUCAGCACACGCAUCUACAGCAGCGACGGCACCGGGUGAAGGCUCCCAGCGAGGGACUGCAUCAUCGUUCCCGCAUGCUUUUGAAAGAUGGGAAACACUGUCAUCACACUGGGAAGGCUUGACGAGUUACUGGCUACACAAGCUGGAACAAAACACGGAAGAUAUCCGAGAGACAGUACCCAACGCCUCGACACUGAACAGGCAGAUCACGGAUCUAUCAGCAGCAGGAGCUAACCUCUUCCACGCGGUAGUCGAAUUACAACGAUUACGCGCCAGCAGUGAGCGUAAGUUCCAACGAUGGUUCUUCGAGACGCGAGCGGACAACGAGCGCAAUCGCGAGAUACAAGCCGGCAUGGAAAGGCAGCUCAAAGUUGAGCGACAAGCACGAGAAGAUGCAGCGCGGAACACAACAGACAACUCCAUCGCUGUGGAGAACGCCAAGCGCGAAGUCAGUGAGAUGCGGCGCGAGCUGAUGAUCUCGAAAGAUGAGGCACGACGAGCAUGGGAAGAACUUGGUCGUAGGAACCAAGAAUCACUUGACACAGCUCAGAGUCUCAAAGAAGGCCGGGUCACGCUUGUCGCUGGAGUGCAAGUGGUGCCGUACUUUGGCGGCCCAGCAAGUCGGACCGGAAGUGCUAGCCAAGGGCCGCAGAGACCUGUGACACGAGAUGGUCCGUCAGGGUAUGCCAGCACUGGUCUGGCGUCACAAGCGGCCGCAGCUGGUAUGCAGAGUCCGGGUGAUGAGCGAGAGUACUAUCGCCACGAUGCUGCAUCGCCCACGAAUACGGACCCGUUCACAGACAGUGGUCGGCAACAACCACCUUCACAAUCACUGGCACAAGGAUCGUACCAUCCUCAGAGCUACCAGCAAGGACAUGGUCAAGAUCGGACCCCGACAUCUGCAGCCACCAUGCAAACAGCCAUACCGGCAUCAUCAAGUCCCUGCCAGCAAGUGACGCCAAGCCAGUACCCUGCAGCAAGCUCACCAGCACAACAACGGAUACCACAGCCGUCGGUAAGUACUUCAGAAGCACAACGCUACUAUCAACAAGGCAGCCAACCUGCGCAUACCGCACCUGGCGCUUCCGUCCCACGAACCACCGCUAUCCUCCCGCGCGAAGAAGUCCGCUUUGUCGGCGAAGGCAGCUACGGCGGCUCCAACCCCGAGAUUGGCACCGAAUAUGCCCUCGACGGUCGCGGCGAAGUCCAAUACGACGAACGCGGCAAUCCCAUCAUCUUCCGGCAACGAGGCCAACCACAACCAGCCCGCUCCUCCGCCUCCGAGGAAGACUUCGAUACCGAGGAAGCAGUUCGUCGCGAACGAGAUCAGGCUGCGCAGUUCCAUGGCGGGCUGAUUCCUGAAGCACCGAGCGUGCCAAGCAAUAGCGCGGCGGCGAUGGCAACGUAUACACCCGCCACUGCAGGCGGAGGUGGAGGUGGGAGCAGCGGUGGUGCCGAGUCUACGCCUGACUAUGAGGGCGAGGGAUAUGAUGAUUAUCAGCAGUACGUCCCCCGCCAUCAUCAUCCUACGAGAUUGAGUGAUGUGCUGGAAGAGGAGGAAGAGAGAAGUAGUAGGAGGACUAUGGAUUAG
This is a messenger RNA of Fulvia fulva, 2178 nucleotides long. RefSeq lists its product as uncharacterized. NCBI's taxonomy places the organism in Eukaryota, Fungi, Ascomycota, Dothideomycetes, Mycosphaerellales, Mycosphaerellaceae. The record is from RefSeq and is a predicted model, not a curated record. The transcript has a single exon. Bases 1 to 2178 code for a protein of 725 amino acids.